CAAAGACCAACUCGACCGAUCCAAGGCAACGUGUUCCUCUAACAGUAUCAAAGACUACUUUGACAUUAUUAGUACAUAUUUGUACAAGUCCGAUGUCACAGACACAUACCUUUUUAGUUUUUAAAUCAGUUUUAUCUGACAUUGUACAUAUUACAUGCACUGUAUGACGGAGGGGGGUUUCCAUUAAUAGUCAAAGUGCAAUGCAAUCACACCUAUAGUGUAGAUAAUGCCCUCUGGGUUAUUGUAUUGUAAAACUUGAUGGCGCAAUGCCCAGUGAUCCGUUUUUAGAUACAUGUAGUAGUACAGUCAGGUACUACAAUGUACGUAUAUAUGCAAACCAUGGGUUUAAGUCAAAGUCUUGUAUAUGUGCAAGGCAAAGGCGAGGGCCGACCAUCGAGUUUAUAAGGAAGACCACAUCCAGGGGUAAUCAACAAUUUGCGUAAGUUCUUGACACUCUUUUAAAAGUGUUGCAAAGUUGGACUGGGAUGAUUUGGUAACAAAAUACUGACCACCAAAAGUUUUAAAGAAAAUAUGUGGUACACUCACAUGGGUUUGCCCCAGUAGUGUUCCUGGCUGUGGCUGCUGUAUGCGCCGUAGCACCUUGUAGGUCUACAUGUAAACCCUUAUAGGAUGAGCACUACAUAAUUGGAUCACAGAAUGCAAAAACUUUAAAAACCUAUCUUUCUGAAAAAAUGUACAUGUAUCUAAGCGCCUUGAGUACCUUGGUGGUUUUGCGCAUAAGACUUUGAUAUUAUAAAUAUUUAAUAUUGAUUACAUACAAUGCAGCAAGCAGGGUACAAAAUGCCCAUACAAUUUGUGGAUGGCCACAGUUCAGUAAUUUUAUUGUACCUCACAAUUAAACAGUUCAUGUAUUUCUUAACGUAAACUUUAAAAAAUCUAAAAGUCCAAGCCUCCUCAUACCAACAAAGUUAGCACUAAUAAAAACGAGUUGGGAAGUCUGAGCUACAAGAUUGUCUAGUGGAGAUUCUAAGUGCAAGAAACUCUUGGAUGAAAAGGAACUCAAUAUUUUAUUUUGUUUAAUUCAGUUAUUAAUUCUGGUUGUACUAGCCAAGCAUCUGAUGGAGAGAUAAGAAAGGAAGUUUCUGUUUUAAAAGUGGGAGGAAAACCCCAGAGAAUUAUUCCAGGGAAACAAACACUCAUCAUACAGGGACUGAAAACCCAAUCCACGUACUUGGACAUGUAGUGCCUCUGGCAGGAUUUGAACCACAGUUCUACAGGUGGUAAGGCGAGGAAAGACACCACCUCCUCCCACUCGUGGUACGGAAAACCCACACCAUCAUGCAGGGACUGAACACCCAAUCCACAUAGUGCCUCCGGCAGGAUUCGAACCGCGGUUCUACAGGUGGUAAGGCGAGCAAAGACACCACCUCCUACAACCCGACCAAAGGACCCUAGGGCCAAGCCCUUCUCUCUACCACUUUAUGUACAUGUACCUCUAGUCCUCUCAACCCCAUGACUAUGAAGCAAGUUCCAGGUUAUGUAAAAGAUAGCUGACCGCUUUCUUGUAAUGACGUCUUUCCUGUUUGUUUUGUUUUAUCGUUCAGAUCCAUGAGUUAGUGGGCUCCGCAUACGUACGUAUUCUUUUCUUCCCCUAACCGGCGAACUACCCAUGAACCCCGUCCUGCCAAGAGUCAUUAGUACCACCGUGCUUCGUCCAUGGCCCAAUCUUGGCAGCAGCAGUCCCAGCGAGAAGGCCCUGAGGGCUACAACUCGUCAACGAGCGCUAGUCUCGCAGGGUCCUCCUCGGUGAAACUUGACAUCGAGAACAACUACAUGUACAGUCUGGAACAUGAAGCCCUGGAAAAUAUCAGUGUAUGCGACAUCCUCAAACAAGACAAUGAACACAGCGGCUUUCUCUACAAGCGAGCCCAGGAGAAGAUGACCGAUACAGUGACAGAGUCCGUAGGCUCUGUCAUCAGCACGGCUUUGUUUUCAAAAUGGCAGCUUCGAUACGUGGUACUAUACCGGGAGUACGUCCUGUACUACAAGAACGACCGGAGUUUAAAGCCGAAGGGCGUGUUUUCACUGCGGGGCUAUAACAGAGUCGUCCGUGCUGAGGACAUGACAUCGGCCAAUCAGCAAUGGGCUUUCAAAAUCAUCGGGUUACGGUCUGAUGACAGAACAUGGUACUUUGGUGCUGCCUCAGAAAGAGAAAUGAGGCUUUGGAUGGCGUUCUUCAAAGUAACAAUGGAGAAAGCCAUACAUGGCAAAGCUAGAGACAGAUCCUUGAAAAUUCUGCAAGACCUCAAGUACAACGAGACAAAGUUCCUCCAGGGAAGAGGGCCGCCAAGCCCCAGCGGGAAAAGCUUCGAGCCGGGAAUCUACGAGGAUAUAGAGGAGCCGUUAGAAGAAUCAAGCGAAGAUCAAUAUUUACCUCCGAACCUAUCCUCAUCGAUGAAAUCGCGGAAUCUACCGAUACCUCCUCGAAAAGAAUCUUACGUCAGAAUGAACAGAGGCCCACUCCCGAUCAUUCCGCCGAGACCAGAACUGCCGAGAAGAGAAUCUGCAGCAUCCACUGAUAGCGAAGACUAUAUUCUGCCACAGGAUGUCGACUUACAUGAAGCGGAGUUGUUAAGAGGUCGACUCGGUUAUUCGAGAGAGGAGCCAGUGAGAGUUAAUACCAGACCUUUCGCUAAACCAGAACUACAUGCGAGACCAGAAACACAUGCCAAACCAGACCUUCACAUAAGAUCAGAUCCACCACCGUUGCCUGUCAGUGAGACAAGGCAAGGACCAGAUGGCAACAGCUUUAGAAAAAAGCAAUUCCAAGAAAUUCCACACAGCCCAAAUGAAAUUCAGGGCACAAGGAGUGCAUUAAAGCCAGCUGUUGCCGUUAAGCCAAAGCCGGGAUUGAAGCCUAAGCCAGGGGUGAAGCCUAAGCCAAAACCUGCAACCAGAGACCUUCUUCCGUCAUCAGCAGUCUUCAACUCACAAGACAAGAAACAAGCCGAAGGGUUGCUGUAUCAAUACUGUGAGGACGGCAUGUAUCUACUUCGGCUAAGCUCUGGUCAGGGAAAGGUGCUGAUGGCUUACCACAAACAUCUCAAUUCAUGCAAACAUUACAAAGUCUUCGGCGAUGAGGUUUCAACCUUCUCGCUGAACACUGAUCCCAUCUUCACGAAAAUGGACGACCUUUUAAAAUACUACAUAGAGAACGCACUGCCAAAUACUACAGUUAGAUUAUCAAGACCCUACCCUGGCUAUUAAAAACAACUCUACCUUGGAGGGAUGCUUACGUCGCUGAUGAUAAUAUUUACCAAAAGUGACGUGUAACAAAUGAAAUUACCAAUGUAAUUUUCAGGCUUGAGAGUAGCCUUGGUGCAAGAAGUUCGUAGCGCAUUUUGCUACCUGAAUGGUUACUAUACAGCCAUUUGUCUAUUUUUGUUUUGCUGAUGUAGUGAUAGCGGGCGUUCUGUACUUAUCAACGAACUAGUACUUUCAACUAGCUAGUUGUCAACCACUGGUUCUUCUCACAAAAUCAAUAUUACACAUGGUGCUACCAUAAACCAUGAUUAUACUCCCACCAUGCAAAGUUUCAAAUCCUACGAACCAGUAGUACUGUCUUUGUUGAUGAACUGCCACCAGUGGCUGUAGACCCAAAGUGACUCCAAUGGGUGAAUUCAGAAGCAAAAUGUGUCACUCUGUACUUAGUACUUUCCACUAGCUAGUUGUCAACCACCAUUUCUUUUCAGAACCAGCACUACUCAAAAGAGGUGUUACACAUGGUGCUACCGAAACCCUCACCUAAUUAUACUCGCAUCGAGCAAAGUUUAAAAUAAUACAAACUAGUACUUUGUUGCUGAACUGCCACCAGUGGCUGUAGACCAAAAGCGCCUCCAAUGUGUUAAUUCAGAAGCAAAAUGUGUUAAGGCUUCUUGAACUAAGACUAACUUGUGAGGACAGUUUUUGCAGAGUUCAAGUGCCAAAAUCCGACAAGCACAGUAUAACAAACUAAUGAUGUUUUGUCAUGGAUUGAAUUGCCCAUCGGGCUAAUUUGACUGUUAUCAAAAUUAACCUUUGAUGAUUAUGGGAUUUGUUCUGAUGCUAUUUUGUUUUAAAACUUUGGAAGGGAGAUAUUUUUCUGAAGGUUUUUGUUCUGGUUUGAAAUUUAUAAUCAGUGAGCUGUCAGAUUGAAACUUACUUAAAGACAGUGGACACUAUUGGUAACUACUCAA
Asterias rubens (European starfish) is the source of this 4196-nucleotide messenger RNA. Its product is annotated as SH3 domain-binding protein 2-like. The coding region runs from base 1678 to 3228 and encodes 516 amino acids. Lineage: Eukaryota; Metazoa; Echinodermata; Asteroidea; Forcipulatida; Asteriidae. Gene Ontology annotation, biological process: signal transduction. The record is from RefSeq and is a predicted model, not a curated record. The transcript has 13 exons. Gene Ontology annotation, molecular function: SH3 domain binding.